Molecule: messenger RNA, 3421 nt
Organism: Odocoileus virginianus texanus
Lineage: Eukaryota; Metazoa; Chordata; Mammalia; Artiodactyla; Cervidae
Source: RefSeq, a predicted model, not a curated record
UCCCUCUCUCCCUCUCCCUCUCAUUCCCUCUAGACCCCCACCCCUCCCUCCCUCCCUCACCCACUCUUUCUUGCCCCUUUGCUGGGAAGCUGCCUAAACACAGCCACCCUCCCUGUGCCUCCCCCCCAUUCAUUCGGCCUCCCCAGGCCCCGUCGGGGAAGUUUGCACCACUGGAUUUCAUUGCCUUGGUCAUUUUCACAAAGCCAGGCCGGCGGGGCAGGUCCAGCCGGCCGCGGGGGACACGGAUGCUCAGGAUCUCGGGCUAAUCGGCUGUGCCUUUCUCACCUACUGUGCCAGGGACUCCGCCAUCAAAGCUCAGACUGCCCUGCACGAACAGAAGACCUUGCCCGGGAUGGCGCGGCCAAUCCAGGUGAAGCCUGCGGACAGCGAAAGCCGUGGAGGUAGGGACCGGAAGCUGUUUGUGGGGAUGCUGAACAAGCAGCAGUCAGAGGAGGACGUGCUGCGGCUGUUCCAGCCCUUCGGGGUCAUCGACGAGUGCACCGUGCUGCGGGGACCCGACGGCAGCAGCAAAGGCUGUGCCUUCGUGAAGUUCUCCUCCCACACCGAGGCUCAGGCGGCCAUCCAUGCCCUGCACGGCAGCCAGACCAUGCCGGGUGCCUCCUCCAGCCUGGUGGUCAAGUUUGCUGACACGGACAAGGAGCGGACGCUGAGGCGCAUGCAGCAGAUGGUGGGCCAGCUGGGCAUCCUGACUCCAUCCCUCACCCUGCCCUUCAGCCCCUACAGUGCCUACGCCCAGGCUCUCAUGCAGCAGCAGACAACGGUCCUGUCCACAUCAGGCAGCUACCUGAGCCCCGGCGUGGCCUUCUCACCCUGCCACAUCCAGCAGAUUGGCGCUGUCAGCCUUAACGGGCUGCCUGCCACGCCCAUCGCCCCUGCCUCUGGACUGCAUUCGCCCCCGCUGCUCGGCACUGCCACCGUGCCCGGCCUCGUGGCCCCCAUCACCAAUGGCUUCGCAGGUGUCGUGCCCUUCCCUGGUGGGCACCCUGCCCUAGAAACCGUAUAUGCCAAUGGCCUUGUGCCCUACCCAGCUCAGAGUCCGACGGUAGCCGAGACCCUCCAUCCUGCCUUCUCUGGAGUCCAGCAGUACACAGCCAUGUACCCCACCGCGGCCAUCACGCCCAUCGCGCACAGCGUCCCCCAGCCGCCGCCCCUCCUGCAGCAGCAGCAGCGAGAAGGUCCCGAAGGCUGUAACCUGUUUAUCUACCACCUCCCCCAGGAGUUUGGAGACACGGAGCUGACGCAGAUGUUCCUGCCUUUCGGCAAUAUCAUCUCCUCCAAGGUGUUUAUGGAUCGGGCCACCAACCAGAGCAAAUGUUUUGGCUUCGUGAGCUUUGACAACCCAGCCAGCGCGCAGACUGCCAUCCAGGCCAUGAAUGGCUUUCAGAUCGGCAUGAAGAGGCUCAAAGUGCAGCUGAAGCGGCCCAAAGACCCGGGACACCCCUACUGACCGGGCCCACAGCCACUCAGAGGCUGCGGGCUUGGCCCAGGUGAGGGGCCUUCCCACCCCAGGAGGGUUUCCCGCUUCCAACUGAUCCAGGACUUUUCCGUAAAUUACAACAGAGUUUGGACACCAGCCCCCUCCCCUCCUCUCCCUUCUCCCCUGCUCCCCUCCCCAAAAUGUGAAACGCUGCCCAAGGCCCCAUGGAGUGGGGAAGGGGCUUCAUGGUCUUCGGGGGACUCCUGAGGUGGGGGCCAAGGAUUCAUUCCCCCCUCCACGGAGAUUUCCUCGCUUCCACCCCUCUUCCCACACACACAACCUUCAUGGUUUCCCCAAACGAAAUCGCAACUUUUCCUAUAUAUAUAUAUGCAUAUAUAUAUAGAGCUAUAGACAGUAUAUAUAUUUUUUGAGUAUAGAUCAUGGGACCAAACUUUUCCGACUUCUUUCCAUCCAAGAGAAGGUGACCCUGGGCCAGUCACCCAGCAGGGAUGCUCAGAAGGGCUGAGGCUGGUGGGGCAACCCAGUGUCCCCCCACCUCCCGCUGUCAUGUCAGACCAGGGGGCCGGUCAAGCACUGGGAAUCAGCCAACGAACGCUAUAUACCUCCAGGACUUUUGACCCCCCCGCCACCGAUAAUUCUUGUGGGCUUGAGGGCUCAGCCGGCUUCAGUGUCCCUGGUCCUAGCUGCAGCUUCCUGAGCCCCCUCCCCCGUGUCCCAGGGCCCUGCCUUCUCCGGAUGUAGGCACAAAAGAGACCCCUUGGCCUCCCCCUCCUCCUCCCCCCACCCCCAGUCAUAGCCUUACUCAUGUGGCCAAUAGCCCUUAGCUUUCCGUCGGGGGCAGACAGGGCCGGGGGAAGCCCCCCCAGCCCUUGAGCCCCCUCCCAAGGGCAGGCAGCCACCCUCCCUGCCUUUGGAUCACCAGCCUGGAAUUCACAAUGUCAUGACCAAGAUCGCCACGUGCACCGGAGGAGCCCAGUGUGCGCUGGCCCAGCACCCCUUCACCGGAGAUACCUCUACAAAGAUUUUUUUUUUUUUUUUUGGUCUUUCUGAGCAGGUACAAAGAAGAAAAGAAAUGGGGGGAAAAGCAAAUGACAAUGGAUUUAUUUUGUUUCCUAGUUGGGGCGGGGAGGGAUAUCCCGUGGGGCGCCUCUGUAUAGCUACUCAAACCGUGAAAACCCCCCUUGAAGCACAGAGUCAAGUUCUUUUUUUUUUUUUUUAUUGGACAUCCGGUGGGGCCUCACGCCAGAGGAGGCACCAGAGAACUUCAUAAGCUCAAGAGAAAAAAAAAUUUUUGAAAAGGAAAAAAAAAAAGCAUUCCCUUUUGUUUCUACCAAAAUGUGUUGACGGACCCAGAAAAAAACAAAAAAGCAAAAAAAAAAAAAAAAAAAAAAAAAAAAAAAAAAAAUAGCAAAAAAAAAAAAAAAGAAGAAAAAAAAAAACCUCUUCUGACAAACCUGUUUCGAUAUUCCAGAGUUUGAUAAUUGUUCCGAGACCCUCUCUAGUGCGCCUGUGUUCUGUGAGUCUGCGUGUGUGUGCUCAGGGGUCACGGGGCCCCCGCCAGGCCUGCUUGGGACUGCGUGCCGGCUGCGGUGGUGUGUGUCCUUUGGUCCAUGUUUACUGGCUGUAAAUACCAUUUUUAUACUCCACAUCAAAGACCGACGUGAUUUGUACGAUGUACUUUAUUUCUGCUACGAGUAAUUUCAUGAAGUUUCAACUUGCAAAACUGACUUUUGGAGACAAACCGCCACACACACACACACACACACACACACACACACACACACACAAAGAGGAGAAAAAGACUUGGAGGGAACUUUGAGUUGACUUGCUUUGAAUCUCGAGGUCCUUGUCACUGUGGCGUGUUUCAGGUGAGAAGCUGCAGUCAUCACCUUCAUGUCCAAAACGCCUCUCUUUGGUCUGGAGAAACUGAAAGUUUAUUUAAUAAAAGUUUUACUUGCUAAA